Molecule: messenger RNA, 3597 nt
Organism: Schistosoma spindalis
Lineage: Eukaryota; Metazoa; Platyhelminthes; Trematoda; Strigeidida; Schistosomatidae
Source: the annotation of a GenBank genome assembly
GUGGAUUUUUCGAAAUCUGUCAACAGAUGCACAGGUUGCUCGGGCGGGGAUUCCAAGAUCUCCCAACAUUUAUAGGACCAAAUGGUGAAAUAACACUAAAUAUCGCUAGAUCUGGUAUAGAAAACAUUGACACAUUACCAGUUAAUAUCAAUGUUUUAAUCCUGGAUCAUAACUAUAUCCGUCGCUUGGAGAACUUAUCAACUUUGUGUGAUUUGCAACAACUCUCAGUGGCAGACAACAAAUUACUUCAAAUGCAUGGGGUAGCGGGGCUAAUAAACUUAACAAUCUUAAAUUUACCUAAUAACGGUAUCGUUACAAUGGAUGGUUUAGCUAAGCUCACUAACUUGCGGUGGCUUAAUCUAUCAGGAAACAAACUUAAGGUUAUUGAACAGCUAGACACUAAUUUAAACUUAAAACAUUUGGAUUUAUCUGACAACUAUAUUUACGAACUUCGAAACUUAUCUCAUUUGACGAAAUUGAAGACUCUCCUUUUACAUUGCAACCACAUAAGCACUCUACGUGAUGGAUCCAAAAAUUUACCGAAAUCACUUGAGAUACUGUCUUUAGCCAGUAAUAUGGUUUCCAAUAUUUUGGAAGUUCAAGAGUUGUCGUGCUUGUCCACGCUUUCUCAGUUUUCUUUAGGAAAUAAUCCGUGCAUCGAAUCAUUUGCAAACGACUAUAAACUAUUUGUCUUGGGUUGGCUGCCAAAUUUACGUAUUCUCGAUGGGACUCGGAUAACAAAAGAAGACCUUGAGAAAGCUAGUUCCUUCAUAUCCGAAAUAAAGUCUCCUUUGUUUAUACAAUCGUCGUCUCAAAAUGAACCCGGGAAAUCCAAUCAAGAUAUUGAUAAUGGUAUUGCUAACAGAAAUUACGUUCAUCCAAUUCAGACAGAGUUAAUAACUCACGAAGCUGUCAAUCAUAAUCUUCCAAGGAAUCAUCAUAGUAAAUCAAUUUCAACAUGUACCAGAUUCUCAACUGAGCUAAAUCAGAAUUUCUCCUGUGAAGACGUUUCUUCUAAUUCUGUUAGUAGUAUUUCAAGUAAACCCUGUUCUGGAGAACUAACGUCCGCAAUGAAUAAUUCUUGUUCAAAUGAAGAUCGUAGUCAUAUGUUUCAAUCGUUUUCACCAUCUGUUAUUACCACUACUAAUUCUACUCCAAGCAAUUAUCUACCCAAUAAUAAUUCUAUGAUUUCAUCUAUUCUAAAUAAUGAUAAUAUUCAGUUAAAUCAAGUUAAAUGCAAUAAUAAAAGUACCUGUACAGAAGGUGUCAAUAUAUCUAGUUUAUCCUACUCAUCAAAUCUUGCUAAUCCAAAAUUAAAUAUCAAUAAUAAUAAUGAUAAUAAAAGUCUGUUUAUUACACACGAAACAUCAUCAUAUUCUAUGACUAACCCUCAACCAUUAUUAAAAAUAUCGACUAAUUCACCUCGACAAGUUUUGCCUGAAAUCAAGGAAGGAUUAUUUAAAACGAAAUUAACUGAUGAACUACGUAGAAUGAAUUCAUAUUGUAAUGAUCAACUUAUUACGUCAUCUAAUAAUCUGUUAUCAUCGGAUUCAGUUUAUUUACCUUUAAAUGUAUCAAAUACCACCAAUAAUAUAGAAGAAACAUUCGAAACAGGAUAUAAGGCGAAAAGUCAUUCAAAUGCAGUUCAUCGUACGGAAAGUGAUGUCAAAGACUGGCAAAGUAUUGAUAAGAAAUCAUUGAAAUUAUCACCUAGUGAUAGCUUAUUAUCUUCUGGGAAUUUCAUUCCUUUACACCAAUCAAUGUAUCCUCAAUCACCAAAGUCAUCACAUUCAUUGAGAAAUUCUUUACACAGGAUAAAUUCUAAUGAAAAUAUAAAAUUUGAAACAUUAGGUUUUAUAAAUGGUGUACACUUAAUUCAUGAUGGUGAAGAAAACGAAGAAGACUAUAAUAAUGAUGAUAAUAUCAAUGAAGAGGAAGAAGACGUCAUAACAGAGACAACAGUUCAAUGUAAUAGUUUCACUGAACAUAUAGAUAAACCAAACAAUGAUGAACAAUUCAAAGAGGAUAAUACUAUUACCCUUAACAAUAAUAUUAUCAAUAAUAAUAAUAAUCAUGUUAAUGAUAGUAGUAAUAAUAUUGAUAAAAAAGAUAUAUUAGUGAAAGAAGUCCUGGAUGAUAUGGAUUUAACUUGUCUAAUUAAUUUAAAACAUAAAAUUAGCACACAAUCUAUGAAAGUUCAUAAUUCAAUUUCAAAAGAUCAACAAAAUGAAAUUUUUAAUAGUAACAUUAAACAACAGUCAAUACAAUCGGCUGAAGUGAAUGAAGAUUCGAAAUUAGCCGUUAAUACUGACGUUAAUGAUAAUAAUAAUCAUGUAGAAUCGAAUUCAGUAACCACUGAUCGUUAUAACACAACAACUACUAUGUUAGAUAAUGCAUUGAUUAAUCCAAUUACACUAAAUACUAACAGAUUUUGUAAUAAUUCUAAUCCAAUAACAUUAUUAUCUUCAACAUCUUCCAUGGCAACAUCAUUAUCUAAUUAUUGUCCAACAUGUGGUAAUCAAACUAAACUAUUACAAGAUCAUGUUUUAUUUCUACAAAAACAAUUACAAAAUCAAUUUAAAUCCAAUGAAGCUGAAUCUAAACUGAAUCAAUUACAUUCGAAUUCUAUUCAGUUUUUAUUAAAAGAAAUUGAAGAAUUAAAAUCGUGGAAAGAAUCCAUUUCACUUAAAUUAACCAAUUCUACUUAUAAAUCUAUUGAAUUAUCUUCUAAUUAUACUCAAACUGAUAUACAAGAUAAUUAUUAUGAUCCAAGACAAGAACUAUUAAUAGGGAAUACAUUGAAUAAUGUAAAUCUAUUGAAUACAAAGAAAAAUGAUGAUAGUAAUGAUUUAAAUUGUGUUCAAUUAUCUAAUCAUAUAAUUGGACAAAAUCAUAUAGAAGAUAAUAAUGAAUUGAAGAUUAAUUCAAACAAUCAUUUAUUAACCAAUAUUGUUCAAUUUAAUGAUACCAAAGAGGAACAGAAUGAGAAAUUUUCUUAUGAAUUAAGCAAAUUUAAUGAAUACGAAGAAGAUAAAACGUUAUCUUCAUUUGCUAAAAUGUCUAAUACAGAACUUUCUAAAAUAUCAGAACUACAUUGUGAUAAUAGAGAUUUUGAUAAGAAUGAGAAUAAUAAUGGGAUAACAUUAAUGAAUAAUAUAUUACAACGGUCGUCUUAUGGUAAUACUUCAAAAAUAUUAGGAACUCAUCAAGACAUUGAAUCGAAUACUACUGUCACUGAUUCUUAUGAUCUUGAAGAUUUUUCAGAUUUGGAACUUGUACGACAAGCUGCUCUACAGGCUAUGAAUUUAGACUCAACAUCAAUUGAUGCAAGUCUUCAUAGUAAUUCAUCUCUGUCAGUUGUAAAAUCUUCAAUUUCAUAAUCGAAUCUAAUCUGUCAAAUAUGUUUUCAUAUCAAAUAUCAUUGUACAGAAACAUAUACAUAUAUACCUCUCUAUUCAUAUAAGUUUUAAUAAAUCCAAUGUGUACACCAUUUAUUCUUGAUUUUGUUAGCAUUUUUGAGCAACAAAAAAUUACUGACUAAUAUUGUUAUUGUUGUAGGAUGUUUCUUACAAAAAUAUACAGUAUCAUAUGUGUUAA